AUGACAACAACAAUCAAAGGAUAUGAUUUUGACAAAGGGGUUAAUUAUGAAGAAUUGGUUAAUAGUUACGUUACAACUGGAAUCCAAUCAAGUAAUGUUGGAAGGGCAAUUAAUAUUAUAAAUAAAAUGCUUACUUGGCAACCAAGUGAAGAAGAAAAGAAAGAAUAUGUUGAGGGAGAUGAAAGGUUAAAACGUUGUACUAUUUAUCUUGGGUUUACAUCUGAAAUGAUGACUUCAGGACUAAGAGAUACAUUUAGAUAUCUUGUAGAACAUAAGUGUGUUGAUUAUAUUGUUACAACAGCAGGGGCCAUAGAGACCGAUAUUAUGAAAUGUUUUGGAAACAUAAACAUUGGAGAUUUUUAUAUGAAACCUGAAGAGGUUCAAGGAGAAAGACAUGGCAAUAUGAUUAUACCAAAAGAAAUAAUUGAGAAAACAAAACAAUGGUUAAAAGAGUUUAUCCUUGAUAUCCAAGAAUGUCAAGACACUUCUAUGCCAUUCACUCCUUCUCAAUUAAUUACCAUGAUGGGUGAACGAUUAAACGAUACAACUUCAGUAAUAACAUGGGCAGCAAAAAAUAAUAUUACUAUCUUUUGUCCUGCAUUAACAGAUGGUUUAUUUGGUACCUGUAUUACUGAACUUAAUGAAAUUAAUCCUGUAAGGUUGGUGGUUGAUCUUGUUCAAGAUCUUCGUCUAGUCAACUCAUCAACUAUCCAUUCUGUAGAAACCGGUGUUAUUAUUCUUGGGGGUGGUGUAAUGAAACACCAUAUCAUGAAUGCAAAUUUAAUGAGAAACGGAGCGGAUUUUGCUGUAUAUAUUAACACAGCUGGUGAUUUUGAUGGUUCAGAUGCUAGUGCUCGUCCUGAUGAAGCAGUUUCAUGGGGUAAAAUUAAAAUAGAGUCAGAAAAUGUUAAAGUCUUGGCUGAAGCCUCAUUAGUUUUUCCACUAAUAGUCUCAAAAACAUUUGCGGUAACAAAGCGAUUUGAUGGUAAAAUUUAG
Molecule: messenger RNA, 996 nt
Organism: Entamoeba dispar SAW760
Lineage: Eukaryota; Evosea; Mastigamoebida; Endamoebidae
Product: deoxyhypusine synthase, putative
Exons: 1
Coding region: 1-996 (331 amino acids)
Biological process (GO): peptidyl-hypusine biosynthetic process
Cellular component (GO): cytoplasm
Molecular function (GO): deoxyhypusine synthase activity
Source: RefSeq, a predicted model, not a curated record